AUGCUGUUUAGGCUCUUCUUUUUAGGAUGGAAAAGCGGAGCAAUGUUGAAAUAUGAUUACUUCCACCGAAAAGAAUGCCAUUACUCCCUCUCAUACAACUAUCAACUGCAUCUUAAUUCUUUCCCCACCCAGAGCCCUUUAACCAUGCCACCUCUCCCAGGUGCAUGCCUCUUCAUCAACAUCCUGUUCUUGCUUCCCCAACUCCACAAAGUGUCUGCUGCCAGCCGUCCUGCUGAUCGUUCCAUUCCAACCUAUGGUACAUGUAACGACACUUGUGGUACAAUACCGGUUCAGUUUCCCUUUGGUACUGGAUUUGGAUGUGGACACCCUUACUUUGCUAGAUAUGUAAAAUGCAGCGGUGGUGCUCUACAGUUCUCUACUGGCACUGGCAUUUACACUGUUUCUUCCAUUGACUACCCAACCAGCUCUAUUGUUGUUGCAGACCCUUUCAUGUCAACCUGUUCUUCAAUGCAGAAUUCUGGAAGCUUUAGCUUGGAUCGAGCCAGUCCGUUCACUCUAACAGGUGACAAUAUCUUUGUACUGCUUGGUUGCUCAACCACAUCACCUGUGUUUGAUCCAAGUGAGGAUUUGUGUGAUACCGGGUCAGGUUCUCGUGUUUGUAGUGGUUUGUAUUCUUGCAAAGGGGUAACUGGAAUUGGGUUGCCACAAAAUGCACCCACAUCCACCUGUUGUGUUUAUGAUUCACUGAUGGGAGUAGGAUCAGGUUAUUCUUUAGAUCUUCCAAAACUCCAGUGCUCAUCAUACACAUCAAUAUAUGAGUUUGGAGAUGAAGGGGAUCCCAUGAAGUGGAAAUUUGGAAUUUCUUUGCAGUAUAAUGAUUCAUACUACACACCUGCAUGUAAGGACUGUGAAACCAGUGGAGGUUUGUGUGGCUUUUCUGGGCUGGAUGAGUCAUUUUCUUGCAUUUGCCGGGAUGGUGUGAACACUACCACAACUUGCUUUGGACAUGGGUAUACCUGGAGUGGGGCACAGGAACCCAAAAUUCAAACUAAGGCUUUUAUUGGCGUCAUUUUGCUGCUGUGGAUUUACCUUCUUGUUUGAAGAAGAAGGUAUCAUCAUCUCAGAAAUUUUGAUUCAGAAAAUGGGUUCGGAAGUGUUCGAGGAGUUGCUGGAAAGGGAAAGCUUCUCUAUGAAGUGGAAAUUUUACCUUAAAUAUCUCAUCCAAACUAAGGUUUCUCCAAAAAUUCAUGAAGAUUCAUUCCAUCAAUAUAACAAAUUGUCAUUAGAGAGAGAGAUUUACAAUGGAACUAUAGUUGAUAUUUAUCGGAUGACAGCUGUAAAUCUACAGUUGCUCGUUGGAUGUAUUAUCGGAUUGUAUUCAUAUAUGCAUUGACGUUUGAUGGACA
Molecule: messenger RNA, 1367 nt
Organism: Theobroma umbraticum
Lineage: Eukaryota; Viridiplantae; Streptophyta; Magnoliopsida; Malvales; Malvaceae
Product: LEAF RUST 10 DISEASE-RESISTANCE LOCUS RECEPTOR-LIKE PROTEIN KINASE-like 1.5
Molecular function (GO): polysaccharide binding
Source: RefSeq, a predicted model, not a curated record